AUGGGAAGACUUAUCAAGAACCACUGGGCUCGCUUGAUCAUCCUUACAGCGGCAGCCUUCCAAAUAGGAAGCGCAAUCGAGGGUUUCAUCUGGCCCAAAGUGUUUUGGGACUUCAUGACGAAGAAUCUGAACGGCGCCGUCACGCCUAUUCCCAUACUUCAAAUCCUCAAUCUGCUGAUGGGGCUGAUUGGCAUCGCCUGGGAAUGGCCUUUGAAAUAUGUCGCGGGCUCGAUACCACACCGCAGCAUCGAGUUCCGGUUGAUCCUUUACCCUCUCAGCGCUCUCCUCGCUAUGCUUCUCUACCAAGGGACGGACCCGGCGAUAUACUACCUCAUUGGGAUUGGGGUUUAUUUUUGGGCGUACAGCGAGGGCGAGAGCGAGGAUGUCCCCGUGAAUAAGAAGACCAGCUUCAACGGGAGGCUGAACCAAUACUUCCAUACAGCAAAGAACGUCGCCACCGAGCCUCCUACCCUCAAACCCACCACCACCACCACCACCACCACCAACAAUGCUUCGGUUUUCGAGCGAGACACCGCGACGACUCGCUCAAAACGUAAACUCUCCCUCCCCACGCAGCACACCCCCCAAAGCACCACCCGCCGCACCCGCACCCGCACCCGCACCCGCACCCCUAAACCCCCAACACCCCCAACAACCCCAAGCCUCCUCCGCGACACGAUCCCGGCCAAUCUCGACCUCCUCCUCGUGGGCGUCAACCCGGGCAUCCUAACCGGCGUGACAGGCCACGCGUACGCGCACCCAUCCAACCUCUUCUGGAAGCUACUGCACUGGUCGGGGAUCACGGCGAUCCGGCACCCGCCCUCGGACACGUACGCGCUGCCCGGUCUUUACAACAUCGGGAACACGAACAUCGUGGAGCGGCCGACGCGGGACGCCAGCAUGCUCAGCCGGGCGGAGAUGGACGCGGGGGUGCCGGUGCUCGAGGCGAAAGUGGCGGCGCAGCGGCCCGCCGUGGUGUGUCUGGUCGGGAAGAGUAUCUGGGAGGCGGUGUGGCGGGUGAAGAUGGGGCGUAAUAUCCGGAAGGAGGAGUUUCGGUACGGGUGGCAGGAUGAAGGGAUGAAUAUGGGGGCGGUGGGGGGAAAGUGGCCCGGAGCGAGGGUGUUUGUGGCUACGACGACGAGUGGGUUGGCGGCUGGGAUGUCCGUGGCGGAGAAACAGGCUGUGUGGAAUGAGCUAGGGGAGUGGGUGAAGCAUCGCCGGCAGGAGAGAGAGCAGCAGCAGCAGCAGCAAGAUCGUAGUGUUGAUGAGGACAAACCCAGUCAGGGUCGAUGA
This is a messenger RNA of Aspergillus japonicus CBS 114.51, 1293 nucleotides long. Its product is annotated as mismatch-specific DNA-glycosylase. Lineage: Eukaryota; Fungi; Ascomycota; Eurotiomycetes; Eurotiales; Aspergillaceae. Gene Ontology annotation, biological process: base-excision repair, AP site formation. The transcript has 5 exons. The record is from RefSeq and is a predicted model, not a curated record. Bases 1 to 1293 code for a protein of 430 amino acids. Gene Ontology annotation, molecular function: mismatch base pair DNA N-glycosylase activity.